AAGGCGACUCUGGCCUCUCUCUACGGUGCAUACCUGGGCAUUCUUAACUCUGGGUGCAUAGGAACAUCAACGUCUGCUUCCGUCCAAUCGGCACCUUUUGUCACUCAUGCCGCACUCCGUCCCCGUGCCCCCCACGGGCUUCCAGGCCCUCAUCUUGUGUGGCCCGGGAGUGUCCCUCAAUACAUUUACGUCCAACCCCGAAGAGUUCCCGAAGGCUCUUAUUCCGAUUGCGAAUCGUCCUAUGGUGUGGUAUCCGCUGGACUGGUGCUAUCGGAUGGGAAUUACCAACAUCACAUUGGUUACCCCCCCGGCAAGCCAGACACCACUAGAAGCAGCUCUUUCGCAAAAUCCCCAUCUCACAUCUCUCCCAUCUCCUUCUCCGUCGGUCCUUGCUCCGCGCGACCUGACCCUGACAACGGGAACUUCCGAGCUGCUCCGUCUGCCAGAAGUCCAGGCAUGCAUCAAAUCCGACUUCAUUCUACUCCCUUGUGACUUGAUCUGUGAUAUACCUGGUGAAUCCCUUUUGGAGGCAUGGAUGGUCCAUGAAGGUGCUCUAGACGGCUCGACUAUUCGGGAAGGCCGUAAACAGCUCCGACCAACGACCCCGGGAACAAGUGGAGAGCACGGAGGUCGAAGAGGGGGUCUAGGGGUAUGGUACCAGACUCAAGGAAGGGAAGAAAGCGUCAAGGGUGAAGUCACGGACUUUGUGGCUACCACUCCCCUCGAGCAGGAUGAGGCUCCUGCAGUGCGCUAUUCGAAGGACGGCCCGGCCGCAUUGAGGUUUGAGUUGUCGAAACUCGUCCUCGCUAUGCCAAUGGACACGCUAAAGGAAAAAAUGGAAACGCAGAAGGGCUUGCUUGUUCGGCAUUCGCUUGUGAAACGGCAUUCACAGGUGAAGAUGUUGACAAGCUAUAGGGACGCCCACAUCUAUAUCUUCCCAUACUGGGUCAAGGAGAUGGCAAGGCUGAACGAAAAAUUCCAAAGCGUCAGUGAAGAUCUCGUCGGCUGGUGGGCAAAAUCCGAGUGGCAGCGGGGUCUGGGAGACAAGCUGAGACUGAGGGAGAUAUUCGAGCAAACGGAGGGGACUCGCGGAGGAGAUUCAGGCAGUCUCGACGGCGAACCCCUUGAAGAAGAGAUCGACAUUCAAGCCAUGAGCACGACAAAGUCCGGAGUUUUACCCACAGACUAUUCAGCCACAUCAAACCUCCGCCUCGCAUCACGAGUCAGGGCCCCCGGCAUUGAAACCGCGGAACUUGAACAGACGCCUCUUACCAUCCCCCCAAUAUUGGCAUAUGUACAUUCCUCGAAGCCAUCCGCACCCCUAGUGAGACGUGUCGAUAGCUCCACCCUCCUCCUAUCCGUAUCCCUGCGCCUCGCUAAACUCGAAUCCAUCGAAGAGCUCGGCCGUCAAGCCGCGUCACCGUUCGCUCACUCCCAGAAAAUUGCAUACCCCGCGGGCGUGGCUCAGCGAUGCACCGUUACCAGGGCCGAUUGCCUCCUAGCAGACAACGUCACCGUUGAAGAGAAGUGUGUGAUCAAGGAAUCCGUCAUCGGCGCAAACUCCCACAUCGCCAGCGGCGCACGGUUGACGCGUUGUCUCGUCAUGGAUGGCGCGGUGGUCGGCGAACGCUGCCAACUCACCGGCUGCAUUAUUGGGCGACGCAGCAAGAUAGGUCGGGAGUGUGUUCUCAAAGAAUGCGAGGUCCAGGAUGGGAACGUCGUCCCCGAUGAGACGGAUGCGAAGAACGAAAAGUUCAUGAUCUUCGAGGGGCUGGACAAGGAGGAAGGUAGCGAGGGUAUGGAUGUCAGUGAGGAUUUCCGUAGUGAUGGUGAUGAUCUCGGGUUUUGAGUGUAGAAAACGGAAGAAUAAAAGUGAUACACGUAUGGUAUCUUUUCUGAAGAGUGGCCGUGAUCCUCGGACGCUAUGGAAUGAGUAUCUGUAGACAUUAGGACUACGCAUGAUUCCAGGUAGAUCUACAAGAUAUUCUCUUACUCCAACUCAAAAGGAUGCAUGCAAAGCGUCAAC
Messenger RNA from Monascus purpureus, 2026 nucleotides. NCBI's taxonomy places the organism in Eukaryota, Fungi, Ascomycota, Eurotiomycetes, Eurotiales, Aspergillaceae. The record is from the annotation of a GenBank genome assembly.